AUGCAUGUAUUACAGUUCAUCUUUCGUUUUCUCCAAUCAUUUGUUUCAUUUUUAUUUGCUUCCGUAUUUUUAUUUUGUUUAUCUCUUAUUACUUAUAUAACAACAAAAAAGCAUUUCAUACCAACAUCUAAACUUGAUGUUAAUGUUCCGCUAGGUCUUGCGCCAAUAAUAUUAUCUUCGAUUAGAACGGCCGACUAUACUAUUCACACAUCACCAGUAAUACCAGCGUAUCUUGUCGGUUUUGUUAAUCUCACACAAUAUAAACUUGCUCAACUUGACUCUCGAUACCACUAUCAAGUUGAAUUAGAAUGUUCUGUUCCAAAAAGUUAUAUUAAUCGUCAACUUGGCUCAUUUAUAGCACAAAUACUAUUACGAACAAAACCAAAUCCAUCAUAUGAUGAUGAUGUAACAAGAUUUGGUGCAAUCAUUGCCGAUCAUUCUCGUUCAAUUAUUUUUCCAUAUGAAUCGAAUAUAAUAAGAAUAGCACGAUAUUUACUGUUUCUACCAUUGUAUAUAUUUUAUUUCUCAACCGACAUAUAUCGUAUAAAAACAAUAAUCAUUGAACGUCUCAUAUUAGAAUCAUCAUCAUAUAUUGAAUUAAUACAAUUAAACAUUUUACCAUCAACAUUUCAAUUGAUCUCAUGUCAACUACAUUUUCAUAUUCUCGAUCUAACCGGUUUGACUUAUUCAUUCAUUUAUUAUCCAAAAAUAACCGGUGUUAUAACUGUUUUUGUUUUAUUUUCACUUUAUAUGACAUUUUAUUUAUCCAUAGCUGGUUUAACGUUCAUCAACAAAGUUCUAUUAACAGAUGAUAAAGAGAAUAUAGACAAAAGUUUAACAACAAAGUUGAGUAAUGAUAUUGAAGAGAAAGUUGGUGAUGAAGAUAGGACAAUAAGAAAAAUUUUGUAA
Didymodactylos carnosus is the source of this 909-nucleotide messenger RNA. The record is from the annotation of a GenBank genome assembly. Lineage: Eukaryota; Metazoa; Rotifera; Eurotatoria; Philodinida; Philodinidae.